Messenger RNA from Linum tenue, 516 nucleotides. Lineage: Eukaryota; Viridiplantae; Streptophyta; Magnoliopsida; Malpighiales; Linaceae. The record is from the annotation of a GenBank genome assembly.
UCGCUGGCUGGAAUGAACAAGAACGAUGCAUGGCUAUUUUGGUGGACACUCUAUCUCACGGCAGUUUUGGGGGUGUUCCUUGGGAUCUUCUCUCUGAUAAGGUUCCAAGCUGAUUACUGCCUCAUCAUCGGUGUAUGCCUGACUCUCAGUGUUGCAAACAUCAUUGGUUUCACCAAGUGCCGCAAAGAUGCGAAGAAGCAGUUUCAGCAGUUUGCAACCCAGACUAUAGCGUCUCGAGUCUCGUCCACCAUUCAAUCUGCAUUCAGUGUUGUGUGAGAGAUGCUGUGAGCUGAGGGGGAAACUACAAUGCAGGAAGGAGCCAUAGGUAAAGAAAACCGUGGCCACAAUUUUGAGCAAGUAUUGUAGGGGCUAGAAAAAGGAAUUACCACAUCAUUAGAUUGGUUUUUCUUUCUGUUUGUAUCAUCUUUUUUUUAUACAUGUAUUAGCUUGUGGCAUAAUGGAAAGUAAUGUUGGAAGCUGUGUUUUUUACUGAGGGAGUAAACUUUUUGUGGAACU